Ascochyta rabiei is the source of this 555-nucleotide messenger RNA. RefSeq lists its product as uncharacterized. Gene Ontology annotation, biological process: translation. The transcript is spliced from 3 exons. Lineage: Eukaryota; Fungi; Ascomycota; Dothideomycetes; Pleosporales; Didymellaceae. Gene Ontology annotation, cellular component: ribosome; cytosolic small ribosomal subunit. The record is from RefSeq and is a predicted model, not a curated record. Gene Ontology annotation, molecular function: zinc ion binding; structural constituent of ribosome. The coding region runs from base 1 to 468 and encodes 155 amino acids.
AUGGUCUCCGACAAUAUGAUGAUCAUGUAUAUACCCCCCGCCAUCCACAUCAAACCGUCAACACCAGCACACCUUAAUAAACACCUCAGCAUCUCAGUCACCAAUCCCUCGCGGUCUAAGAACGCCAUCGACAGCCAGAAUUCAGGUCACGUGCCAAGUAAGUACCCCGAUGGCGCGCGGCCAUCACGGUACUAUCCACACAUCCCCCACCCACGCACCCAGCAAACACACGACACCUCCGCUCACGAUUGCAGAAAGAAAAAUCACAAAGAAAACUGCUCUUUGUAUCUGCGAACUUGCAUCCAAUAUCCAAAGCAUGUCCCACGAAUCAGUGUGGUAUUCGCGGCCGCGUACCUACGGAAAAGGAUCACGGAGCUGCGUAGUGACAGGCUCGCGCAAGCACGCGGGUCUAAUCCGCAAAUACGGACUCAACAUGAGCCGACAAGCGUUCCGGGAGAAGGCGGCUGAGAUUGGAUUCGUCAAGGUGUGUGUUGAUUUUCUUUCCUGUGUUGACUAGGACAUGUGGAUCGGACUAACAGACUUUAGUACCGAUAG